GAAAAAACCUGCAGUUUCUCAAGGAAAUGGCUGUGGUAAAACAGCACAGCAGCGGGGGAUGCUCUGAAGCGACCUGGGCUGUGAGCGUUGCUAGGCUGUGGCUUUCAGCCUCCAGCACGCUCCGUCAUCUGCCUCGAAAGUCUGGGCAGCGGCGACAGUCCUGUCCACACACACGCACAUCCUGCGAUCUGCUGCAUUGCCUCUCAUCACAGACAGGUAUUGACCUGGCUGGGCUUUUCAUGAUCAUCACUGCUGACCUGAAAACAUCUGAAGGAGAAGUUUAGCUUCUGGAAGUCGUUGAUACUCUUCUGACUGCUGUUUGUAAAAUCGCCUCAGAUUGGGGAUUAUUUUUGCUUUGCAGAAAUUAUCUGCUUGGAGCCCUGCAUAAUUUGUAACAAUCUCUGGGAAAACCUCAGGAAAAAAGAUAUGCUUUUGACUUAGACGGAUGUCAGAGGGUGCGGCAGGACCCAGUGAAAGGGCUCCUCAGGUGGCGGGAGGCUCUGAGAGCGACAGUUUCAGCCGAGGGACAGCUUCUUGGGGACUUUCUUCUCCCCAGGAAGGUGACAGUCUAAAAGAAAAAAAAAAAACAAAACAAAACCACAAGCAACACAGUUGCCAGUGAAAUAAGAGAGGGAGUGCUUCACGCGGAGCUGCUGCUGGACUCUCGGCGCUCACCCGCGGGGCAGGAGCACAAGACCAUGGAGUGACCGUCAGCGUGGGUCUGAGGAGAGACAGGAGAUGGCCCACGAAGUCACCCUGAAUUCCCUCCAGGAGUCAGAGCGCGAGGUGAUUCUCCAGGUCCUGUACCGGGACCGGGUGGUUCAAAACAUCGAGGAGGAAAGGAUACGGAAACUGAAGACGCACCUGCAGCAUCUCAGGUGGAAAGGCUCGAAGGGCGCCAGCCAGGAGUACAAAGAGGAGUCCUGUGCCCGCUGCCAGCGGGGCCUGGGGCUCCUGCUGAACCGGGGGGCUGUGUGCCAGGGCUGCAGCCACCGCGUGUGCUCCGAGUGCCGAGUGUUCCUGAGGAGGACCCGCGCCUGGAAGUGCACCGUGUGCUUUGAGGACAGAAAUGUGAAAAUAAAAACUGGAGAAUGGUUCUUUGAGGAACGAGCCAAGAAAUUUCCAACUGAAGGCAAACAUGAGACAGCUGGAGCAAAGCUCUUGCAAUCUUAUCAGGCAUUGAGCAACAUAUCUGUGGUUCCUCCUACUCCACCUCCUUUCAGUGAAAGCCAGUGCAGUGGCAGCCCCGGCAGGUUACAGGAACUUGGUCAGUUUAAAGGAUUUCAUAAGUCCGUGGAGAAUUUGUUUCUGUCUGUUACCACCCACGUGAAAAAACUCUCCAAGUCCCAGAAUGACGUGACCUCUGACAAGCAACACCCAGCUCUGGGUCCUGGGCCGUGCGCAGGCCCGACGGAGAGACGGAGCCAGUCGGACACUGCGGUCAACGUCACCACCAGGAAGGUCAGCACACCAGAUAUUCUGAAACCUUUCAGUCAAGAGAGUCCCAAACGCUCUACCAGCCCUGUUUUGAAGCAAGAGGGUAUCUCAUCCAGUCCAACGCCCAAGACGCUGUUCUCAGGAGGCUUGAGACACGGAAGUUUAAUUAGCAUUAACAGCACUUGUACAGAGAUGGGCAAUUUUGACAACGCUAAUGUCACUGGAGAAAUAGAAUUUGCCAUUCGUUAUUGCUUCAGAACUCAUUCUUUAGAAAUAUGCAUCAAGGCCUGUAAGAACCUUGCCUAUGGGGAGGAAAAGAAGAAAAAGUGCAAUCCGUACGUCAAGACUUAUCUGCUGCCUGACAGAUCCUCCCAAGGAAAACGCAAGACUGGAGUCCAAAAGAACACAGUGGAGCCGACCUUCCAGGAGACCUUGAAGUACCGGGUGGAGCCCGCCCAGCUGGGGACCCGGCGGCUGCAGGUCUCCGUGUGGCACCUGGGCACGCUCACCCGGAGGGCCUUUCUUGGAGAAGUGAUCAUCCCUCUGGCCACGUGGGACUUUGAAGACAGCAUGACCCAGUCUUUCCGCUGGUAUCCUCUCCGGGCCAAGGCAGAGAAAUACGAAGACAGCGUUCCUCCCAGUAAUGGGGAACUUGCAGUCCGGGCCAAACUGGUCCUCCCGGCAGGGCCCAGAAAGCUCCAGGAGGCUCAAGAAGAGAUGGGAGAUCAGUCAUCACGUAACGGUCAGCUCUGUUUGGUGGUGCUGGGAGCCAAGAAUUUACCUGUGCGGUCAGAUGGGACCUUAAACUCAUUUGUGAAGGGCUGUCUCACUUUGCCAGACCAGCAAAGGCUGAGACUGAAGUCCCCUGUCCUGAAGAAGCAAGCCUGUCCCCAGUGGAAGCACUCCUUCGUUUUUAAAGGCAUAACCCCUUCUCAGCUGAGGCAAUCCAGCCUAGAGUUAACCGUCUGGGACCAGGCCACCUUCGGGGUGAACGACCGUCUGCUGGGAGGAGUCAGGCUUGGUUCCAAGGAGGGUCCAGCUGGCGGCGCCGACUCUUGCUCACCAUCAAAGCUCCAAUGGCAGAAAGUUCUUUCCAGCCCCAACCUGUGGACGGACAUGACCCUCACGCUGCACUGAGGCCAAGGCCCCGGGUGCUGCGGGGUUGGCCCUCUGGAGUGUGAACACUCCGGCCUGCAGCUCCGUCCCGCAGCUGAGACGUUCUCCCAGAUCCCUCUGUGUGUACUUAAGUUAAACAGAACCACUGCCAUGUUACGUUAGGAAGUCUCAGGUAGGUUAUCUGUGCUUUGAGAGACGUGGAAAAUGACCAGCUCUCAAUAAAUGUUCAACAGUUA
This is a messenger RNA of Camelus dromedarius (Arabian camel), 2789 nucleotides long. RefSeq names its product synaptotagmin like 3 (gene SYTL3). The transcript is spliced from 16 exons. The record is from RefSeq and is a predicted model, not a curated record. Gene Ontology annotation, molecular function: neurexin family protein binding; small GTPase binding. Gene Ontology annotation, cellular component: plasma membrane; exocytic vesicle. Gene Ontology annotation, biological process: intracellular protein transport; exocytosis. Lineage: Eukaryota; Metazoa; Chordata; Mammalia; Artiodactyla; Camelidae. Bases 739 to 2574 code for a protein of 611 amino acids.